This is a messenger RNA of Pseudopodoces humilis (Tibetan ground-tit), 1925 nucleotides long. RefSeq names its product RNA 5'-phosphate and 3'-OH ligase 1 (gene RLIG1). Gene Ontology annotation, biological process: response to reactive oxygen species. Gene Ontology annotation, molecular function: RNA ligase (ATP) activity. The record is from RefSeq and is a predicted model, not a curated record. Lineage: Eukaryota; Metazoa; Chordata; Aves; Passeriformes; Paridae.
GUCACCGAGGUGAAGGACGAGCCCUCGGCCAAGCGGGAGCGACAGGCUUAUGACAGAAAAAACAUGAGGCCAUGAGGCUGUGAGAUGUGGACAGAUUGGGGCGGCACUCGCCUGUCUAGCUGCAGACCUCCAGUUUGUGUUCCCUGAUUUUAGUAGCAGCUGCGUAGUGAACUUGAAUGCAGCUCUGGGUGACUUUGCAUUGGUGAUUGGCUUCUGGAUGAAAGAGCUGAAAUGUUUGCCAAAACGACAGUAAUGUAAUUGUUCAACUCAGAGUUAAACCAUCUCAAUAAUGCCAUUUAAAGUUUUGGCAACUGACACUAUAACUGGAAAGGCAUUAGAGGCAGAUGUACACAAUGCAGUUCCUACUGAAAAAGUGGAUGGAACCUGCUGUUAUGUAACGACGUAUAAAGGACAACCCUACCUAUGGGCCAGGUUGGAUCGAAAACCCACCAAACAAGGUGAAAAAAGGUUUAAACGAUUCUUGUAUUCAUUGGAAGAUUGCAAAGAAUUUGUCUGGAAUAUUGAAGAGGAUUUCAAGCCUGUUCCAGAUACCUGGAUUCCAGCAAAGGACAUAGAGUUCUCUAAUGGCAAUCCUUUGCCUGAUGAAAAUGGACAUAUGCCAGGUUGGGUGCCCGUGGAGAAGAAUAGUAAGCAGUAUUGCUGGCACUCAUCUGUUGUAAAUUAUGAGGCAGGAAUAGCACUGGUAUUGAAACACCAUGCUGACCCAGGGCUUCUGGAAAUCAGUCCCGUGCCUUUAUCAGAAAUUUUAGAACAAACAUUGGAGCUUAUUGGGACUAAUAUCAAUGCAAAUCCAUAUGGAUUAGGAAGCAAGAAGCACCCUGUACAUCUUCUAGUCCCACAUGGAGCAUUUGAAAUAAAGAAUCCACCUGCUUUGAAGCAAAAUGACAUACUGUCUUGGUUUGAAAGCUGCACAGAGGGUAAAGUUGAAGGAAUUGUGUGGCACUGCCAUGAUGGGUGUUUAAUCAAGCUCCAUCGCCAUCAUCUUGGUUUACCUUGGCCACUUGCAGAGACAUACCUGAAUUCUCAGCCUGUUGUAAUUUCUUUUAACAGAACUAAAUACGACUGUGACUUUGAACCAAAGAGUUUGUUUUACCAUUUUUCAGUGUUGGAUGGACAAAGAUUUGACAGACUCAAAGAUAUCAAGUUUGAUGCUUGAAAUGAUUUUUUUUCUUUUAAGUUAAUUGUUGUAUGUCCUGCAUUACUCUUACUUGUGUCUGCCACAGAAUUCUUCAUGAAUAGUCUUCUAGCUUAGGCAACAGCCCAGGUACUACUGUAUCAUUUAAGUUUAUCCUAAAUGACUAAUUUUAUAUAACAGAGAUCUACCUUCCAGCAUGUUUAUUUUAUGAAAAGUCCUUAAUUUUGAACCCAUUCCUGGAAACUGUUAGCAUUGAGUGUAAGAUGUAUGUUUUCUACUGCUGGCUGGUCCUAAAAGCUUUACUAAUUAACGCAAUCUACUGGAAAAGUUACAUAGGUUGUGCUUCUACAAAUGUAAUUAUUAUGACACUAUUGUAUGUAGGUUUGAGACUUAGUAUCAAAUUUCUUAACAGUAGAAGGACAUAUUUCAGGUGGGACCAGAAUUAGUCCUAAAAUUUGACAUUUUUUUUUAAAGUUGUAAAAGUUUCUUACAUGGGAAAACUUCCUGGUAUCAUUUAACUGUAUAUCUGCAGCAUUAUACUAUUAUUUAAAAACCCAAUUAACCUAUAUCCUCCAGGCACUUGCACUAUUUCAGGACAAAGAGAGUAAAUAAUAGAAAAUAAGCUAUUUUUAUUCUGGAGAGCCUAGUAAGUGGAGAGAGACAUGACUUGGUUUAGUAAUUCCCAUUUACAACUAUGUCUCAAUUAGGAAACUUCAUCAAAGGCAUAUUAAGAUAAGGUAUAUAAAUAAUAAAGGAGAGACUGAAUGAU